Molecule: messenger RNA, 2562 nt
Organism: Medicago truncatula (barrel medic)
Lineage: Eukaryota; Viridiplantae; Streptophyta; Magnoliopsida; Fabales; Fabaceae
Product: probable receptor-like protein kinase At1g11050
Exons: 2
Coding region: 153-2024 (623 amino acids)
Biological process (GO): protein phosphorylation
Molecular function (GO): protein kinase activity; ATP binding
Source: RefSeq, a predicted model, not a curated record
ACAGGAGAAUUUCAUUGUUUUUUCUCUUUCUGUGUGUGUAUUCAAUCAAACUUACUCCACCACAUGGCAUAUCAACCACAACCACAUGCAAAAAUAGAAACAAAACAUAUCUAACCUUUGUGUCCAUCACAGCUUUUUUAAGCUUCCAAACAAUGAAAUCUAGUUUGGUUCUUUUCCUUGUUUUUCUCAUCUUAGUUACAACAGAUGCAUCAAACUCAACAACAUGUCCAGUGUCCAUGAAAUUUGUCUCAACAGUUCCUUGGAACAAAUCUCUUUGUCUUAACUUCCAACCUUUAACAUCCAAAACAGAAACACAAGAAACUCUUUGUUGUAAAACUCUCUUAUCUCUCUUUGGUAUAGCACUUGCUGAAAAUCUCAAUAAGAACUCACUUUUCAAUUUUCACAACAUAACUACCUCAACCUCUUGUCUACAUAAUUACCAAACUAGCCUCACUUCAAUUUCACUUCCUAACAACCUUGUCUCUUCAUGCUUUGAUCCAUCUCAAUUUGUUGCCACACCAGACACAUGUGCUCAAAUUCAAACCAAACAAGAUUGGCUUAACAAAGUUGAUUCAACAGAUUUAACUGUUCUUGAUAAUGUUUGUGAACCAGAUUUAACAGAUUCGGAUCAUUGUCAUGUUUGUAAAAAUCAAGGGUUUAAGGUUCAACAGAUGCUGACUAAAUUUGAUGGUAAUAGUUCACAUUCUCAAGAUUGUUUUUAUUUUACAAUACUAUAUAUAGCUGGAAUUGUGAAUAAACUUGGUCCUGAGAGUACAGGUGUUUUGGCUUGCAUUCUUAUUUUGUUGGUACCACAUGAGUAUUCUGAAAAGGAACAUCAUCAUCGUGCUCUUGUUAUUGGAUUGGUUGUAGCUUCAUUAGUAUUUGUGUCAUUUUUGUUAGGGUUAUUGUAUUUUUGGUAUGUUUGGUGGGUGAAGAAAAAAAACAAUGAAAAUUUGUUACCACAUAAUGGUGGUUCACAAGAGCCUAGUUUUAGUUUAAGAGUUAGGCCUAAAAGUGGGUUGAUUUGGUUUAAUUUUAAGGAUCUUGUGAAGGUUACUGACAACUUUUCGGCCCAAAAUUUCAUUGGAAGAGGCGGGUCUGGUUCGGUUUACAAGGGGGUUUUACCGGAUGAGACGAUUGUUGCGGUUAAAAGGAUUGAAGAAUCUGAUUAUCAAGGAGAUGUUGAGUUUUACAGAGAGGUGGGGAUUGUUAGUAGCUUGAAACAUCGCAAUUUGGUGCCGCUAAGAGGAUGUUGUGUUGUUGGUGAAGAUGAGAAUCCUGAGUACUUUGGAAAGUAUCUUGUCUAUGAUUAUAUGCCGAAUGGUAGUCUUAAAGACCAUCUUUUCCCUGAAAUGGAUAACCAAAAUGAAAAACAAUCUUUGACUUGGUCUCAAAGAAAAAACAUAAUCUUGGAUGUGGCGAACGCGUUGGUUUAUUUGCACUUUGGAGUUAAGCCUCCUGUUUAUCACAGAGAUAUCAAAGCUACCAAUAUACUACUUGAUGCAGGUAUGAGAGCAAGGGUUGCAGAUUUCGGGCUGGCGAAACAGGACUACAGUCAAAAUAUGUCUCAGCCAAAUACUAGAGUAGCCGGAACUCGUGGAUAUCUAGCUCCAGAAUAUGCACUUUAUGGUCAGUUAACCGAGAAGAGUGAUGUCUAUAGUUUUGGCGUGGUUGUUCUUGAGAUAAUGUGUGGAAAAAAGGCUCUUCAGUUGUCUUCGUCUGGAGAGCCUAAUUUCUUGAUCACGGAUUGGGUUUGGUCGUUGAUGAAAUCUGGAAACACAAUGAAGGCUUUGGAUGCUUCUAUAUUAUUGGAUGGAAAUUCCACUAGAAGCAUAAUGGAGAGAUUUUUGAUGGUUGGAAUUUUGUGCUGUCAUGUAGUAGUUGCUUUAAGGCCCACAAUUUUGGAUGCUUUGAAGAUGCUAGAAGGGGACAUUGAGGUUCCAUCAAUUCCAGAUAAGCCAACAACUGUAGGAAAUCGCAUGUUUGCCAACGGUGAUUCAACUUAUGGUUUGCUAAAAGUUUAAGGGUGCUAAAACAGUAGUGGCACUGACCUUGAUGUUGAAGCAACAAGAUUCAGUGCACAAGUUUUAGGCGCUGAUCAAGAAUCAAUGCAAUGCAAUCUCCUAAUCAUUCAAAGGAUUUGACUAAUUAAGAUCCAUUGAAUGAGGACAUGGAAUUCAUGGUGAACAAGAGAGACAAUGUUGUGUUGUGCACGUUGAUAAUUGUUUCAGAAAUCUAUGAUCCUUUCUGUUGUGCAUCACUGUGUCAUGAUGUGUAGCAUUAUGUCUUCUACUUUUCUUUCCAAGUUCCAACCAAUCCUCCCAAAUAGGAAACUCUGUUGGUGAAUUAAGGGAUAUUGAAGGAAUUUUAAGCAGUGAUCCGGGUUCGAACCUUAAUACUAACAUUGUCAUUAACUUAUUAAUGCGUGACUUUUAAAAAGAAACUUUGCCCACCCCAAUGUUGCUAAAAACCUUGGGAAGUGUAUCUUCUAAUAGAACAAAAACUGUAUUUUUGUACGGAAGUACAUGUCCAGACAAUGUAAACACUGUGUUUUUUUCCGAA